AUGAAUUACUCUAAUAUUGGAGUUUAUACAUCAUCAGUUAAAAGCAAUAAUAGUCCUAAAACAAACAACAACUAUAAUCAUUUAUAUCGUAGUAGUAGUAGCAUAGAAUCAUCCCCUAGUAAUAACAACAACAACAACAACAACAACAACAACAACAACAACAACAACAACAACAACAACAACAACAACAACAACAACGAUUCAAUCGUUGACAAUAACAACAAUAAUUUAGGUUCACCAAAGUCAUGGUCCACUAAAUCAAUAUCAUUGAAACCCUAUAACUCUCCAUUUAAAGGCGAUCGCAUUGGAUCAAACACUCACUCUUCAUCUUCUUCUUCCUCCUCUUACCAAUUUGAAGAUGCAUCUCCCUCUAAAGGUUUGGCUCAUGAUCGUGAUUCAUUGACUUAUCCUCCCCAUCUAUCAUCAUCACCAUCAUCAUCUCUAUCACCAUCGCCAUCUUCGUCGUCAUUGAACAAAAAUAAUAAUGAAAUCAACAUUAAUAAUCAAGACAAAGAAAACUUGGUGGUGAAUAUGAGAAACACUAGUUCAUAUUCUCCUCCUCUAUCAGCUUCCUUUUCAUCUUGUUUGUCCUCAUCCUCCUCUUCAGCUCAAAAGAAACCAACAUCUUCUUCCUCUCACUCAUCUUUGGCAUCUGGUUCAAUAAAUGCAAAUAUCUAUCUCGAUGAUGAUGAUGAUGAUGAUGACUAUGAUGAAACUUUGGAUUCAAGUGAUACUUCUUUUUACAUGGCAACAAAACAAUUAACCAACACAUUGAGUCUUUGUGACUUGGAUGUAUACUUUUCAUCAUCAUCAUCAGAAGAGGAAGAAGAAAAAGACAAUUAUGACAAUGGAAAUGAAAAUGAAAUUGAAAAGAUUGAUAGAAACCAAAAUCAUAGAGAAUCGAUACAAGAUCUAAACUCAUUUGAUAUUGACAUGCUAGUCAACAAAAACAAUUCUGAUAAAGCUAAAAACUUGACUCAAAAAUUGAAUUCAUUAAAACAAAAAUACCAUGAAAAGGAAAAGAGAACCAAAGAUAGAUCAGAAGAGUUGAGAUUAAAAAACAUAAGGAAACAACGCGAAAAGAAUAAUAAAAUAAUAACCGAGCUCACAAACAAGGAACAAUCACAAAGAAAUUCAAUCAAGAAUGAAAUCAUGUCGACACAAAAUAGCAGACUAAAUGACUCGAUUAAAAACGAUACACAAAAUACCAUUAAAAACUAUAAUCAAGUAAUGGAGGAUAAAAGUAGAAAAAUACAAGAGGAAAUGGAAAAAAUGAAAAGAAAAGAGGAUCAGAAAAGAAUGGAAGAAGAAAAGAAAAAGGAAGAGGAAAGAAAGAAAAGAGAAAAUGAGGAAAAGGCAAUCUUGGAAAAGGAAAGAUUAGAAAAGGAAAGAUUGGAAAAGGAAAGAUUGGAAAAAGAAAGAUUAGAAAAGGAAAGAUUAGAAACUAUCGAAAAAGAAAGACUGGAAAAAGAAAAAUUGGAAAAAGAAAGAUUGGAAAAAGUAAGAUUAGAAAAGGAAAGAUUGGAAAAAGAAAGAUUGGAAAAGGAAAGAGUAGAAAAGGAAACACAGGAAAAGGAAAGAUUGGAAAAGCAAAGAUUUGAAUUGAAUUCCAAACCAGAAACAGAAUAUGAUGUUGCAAUAGCUGCUUGGCAAGAAUAUAAAGAUGGAAAAUUAUUUUUUGAUACUGUUUCGAAACUUGAAUCCAAUAUUCCUCUAGCCACACAAAAGGAUUUAUUAAAAAAUAUCAACAAAAUAAUUAAUCAAAUAUCAUCAAAUAGAGAAUCAAUUAUAUCAAAGUCAACAGAAUUGAAAAAUAUAUUAGAUUCAAUAAGAGGAGAAAAUACAUUCUAUCGUAUGACAAUGAAUACGAUAUGUACAAAGAUUAUGCAACAAGUUGAAGUACAGAUCAGCGCCAAUCCUUCUUUGGCCACUCCAUAUGCUAUGGUAAUAGUCAACAUUGCUAAAAGCAAUCCCGAUAUUUUACAAUUUAUUUCAUGCCACCUCCAACACCAUUGUAUAUACAUGACACCGAUGCAUGCAAAGAAAAAUAUAGGCGAUUCCAAUGAUAAGUAUUUUGCUCGAAUGGGAUACAAGAUGACUCAAGACGGGGUGGUAGCAGAAAAAGAAGAAGAUUUCUAUCUUCGUAUGACGGGUUACAUUGCCCUUUACGCGUCAAUUGUCUCACACUCUGCAUCAGAUUCACAACUCUCUGACGAAAUUAAAUGGUAUCUACUAGAAAGUGCAUGGAAAUGGAUAUCUAGGUUCUGUAACCUCAAAGCUAAAAGAAUAACAUCUUUUAUGUUGUUGUCAUUCUUGCAAACAGCAGGACAUGUCAUGCUGGCCAUCUACAAGAACCAAUUCACUAAAAUAUUAAAUCUCAUCUCUACGAAAGAGUUUCUUGAUGCUCUGCCAAAUGAACCAGGUGUCCGAUCAUCAAAUGCAAGACUAAUACAAUUUCUAGAAAACUAUCAUUCUAACAAAACAAUUCAACCACUUGAAGGAUCAAUUAUUAAUUAA
This is a messenger RNA of Cavenderia fasciculata, 2517 nucleotides long. RefSeq lists its product as uncharacterized. Lineage: Eukaryota; Evosea; Eumycetozoa; Acytosteliales; Cavenderiaceae. Gene Ontology annotation, molecular function: inositol hexakisphosphate binding; translation initiation factor binding; phospholipid binding. Gene Ontology annotation, biological process: regulation of translational termination; poly(A)+ mRNA export from nucleus; regulation of translational initiation. Bases 1 to 2517 code for a protein of 838 amino acids. The transcript is spliced from 3 exons. Gene Ontology annotation, cellular component: nuclear pore cytoplasmic filaments; cytoplasm; nuclear pore. The record is from RefSeq and is a predicted model, not a curated record.